AUGGACGCCCGAGGAGGAGCUUGCGCCUUCGCUAGGGGGUGCAGAGAAACAAUGCACAAGAAGGAGGAGAAAACUUUAGCUGAAUCAGGAGAUAUUGAUCUAAAGGAAAGCGGCAAAAGCAACGUUACCGGCUCACCAGCCAGUAGAGGCAUCCAAAACCACUGCAUGCAGCCCCAAGAGACGAAUACGCACGGCUGGAAAAAAUCUAACAGUUUGGAUCGUUGCACAGCGGUUUGGGGUCAUGGUAUCUUCCUCCGUGUGUUUGGUCUAAAGCGUAUUCCUUUCCCACUUUUUGUGCAUUUCACCCCGUGCGCCGUUUUGGGGGGACUUCUUGCAGCAUGGCCUCUUACUGUUGAGCCAGGGAUCAUAAAUGGCCAGAAGCAUGGCGUGUCAUGUCAUUUUGGACGAUGUUUACUCCUUUUGGAGCCCUCUGAACAGCCUACAGCCUACUGUAUCAGUGCUCAGGUGCAUUUUUCGGCCGCACGAUACUACGGCUUUCUGGCGCUAGAAAAGCCUACUGUCUGUCUGGAGACUUUGGCUGCCAAUGCGUGCAAGCCAUCUAGCUGCUGCACGGAGAAUCGCUUCUCGGGAAGCCCUGCUGCGCCUGCAUGCGGCGCAUACUGGUCCUUGUCCUUUGGCAAGCACACACGCAAGAAUGCAAGAGCUUCACGCCUUGACAGUGGACCCCCACAGGCGCAAGCCAAUUGCACAGACAACCUACCCUCUCUGCCUUCCGCCAUAUUAGAGGAGUACCCGCGAAGUCCUCAUUCCAAGGUCGGCUCCGCUAAACAGCGGCCUGUACGACGCUCAAACAGCGAGGAGGUGGCAGACGCGGUCAUCAAUGCCACAGAAGCGGAUAUUCUGCGUCUUCUAGAACUGCGGGAUCCUGCUGAAGCAGCGCCAACCACGGCUGCCAACACCCCGACGCAAGCAGACUGCAAGCAACAACCAGCAGCCCGCGCACAAGGAUUCGCACGCUACGAGAUGGCCUACCAGGAGAAAGCAACAUGCGCAGAAGCACUCCGUAGGCACGACAGCCUCCCCAUGUCUUCUGAGAGCCACUGGCUUUGUGCAGGCCGCGUAAGAGGCGCGCAUGGACUCCUUGGCCAGCUGAAGAUACACCCCACCACCUUUGCCGCAGAAGAACGCUUCUGCACGCCUUGUAAGGUUGUCUUCGCAUCCCUGAGCCCUUUUCGAGCUGUCUGCCGGCAUAGCCUCUGCCUCCGCAUCGUCCUUGAGAUUUCGUUUCGCGUGCCUCUUCUCCUUGACGCUCCUUUUAGUGUUUCUGUUGUAGGCUUGGCGUUCAGAUGA
Messenger RNA from Cyclospora cayetanensis, 1311 nucleotides. RefSeq lists its product as uncharacterized. The transcript has 4 exons. Lineage: Eukaryota; Apicomplexa; Conoidasida; Eucoccidiorida; Eimeriidae. The record is from RefSeq and is a predicted model, not a curated record. The coding region runs from base 1 to 1311 and encodes 436 amino acids.